Messenger RNA from Leptomonas pyrrhocoris, 622 nucleotides. RefSeq lists its product as hypothetical. Lineage: Eukaryota; Euglenozoa; Kinetoplastea; Trypanosomatida; Trypanosomatidae. The record is from RefSeq and is a predicted model, not a curated record. Bases 179 to 622 code for a protein of 147 amino acids. The transcript has a single exon.
GGGGCUCCUAUGUACUCGGUGGUUGACUGUAGCUGCGUAACCGUCUGUUUUUUCACCCACUGGAACCACAGCACGCGAAGCGUCACCGUCGGCGGGCCUACCGCGACUUCUUCUUCAGUGUUGCUUUGAAAACAAUUAGAGCACCUCAACUCCAUUGUGUACCGUAUAUUCUUUUAUCAUGAACGAAAUAUAUGCAAAGCGGCUGGCGCAGACGUCGAUGUUCCAUCAGAUCAUGCGCAGCCACGGCACGCUCUGGGCCGCCACGCGAGUCACGAAGGAGAAGUUGGACUUGGCAUUCGUAAAAGAGGAGUUCAUGCGCGUCAACGGGCGCCGCACCAUGCCGCUGCUUGUCGGCGCCGCGGCGGAGGAGAACUUGAAUGAGAGCCACUUAGCCCACCUCACCGAUCACUGCGCGUGGACGGAGUCGGCGCGCGCGUUUGCAGUGCAGCGCCAGACGCCUCUCACAGAGCACAUUGCCUCCAUGGGCCGCAUGGCAGAGACCAUCAACCAAGCCAAAACGGCCUCGACAACACAAAGCCUUUUUAACGAGCACAUGGCACGUAUCGACGGCAUUAACUCCUUUGAGGAAGAGCCGCUGUUGGACGACGACGAUGACGGAUAA